AUGAACCGGAGUGAAAUUCAAGCUUUGCCGAAUCGGGGCGCAGGUCCGGGAACACGAGCAAAGAGGCAGGGCGGGGCAGGACCCAAAUUGCAUAAGGGGCCUGGAAGAGUCCAGUGGGAGGUUGUGGAGCCGUUCCCAACAGCCAGGCCACCACCAAACAUGGGAUGGAGCGCCCCACGCUUGCCAGAACUUGCCCCACGGGAAGACCCCAUGCCUUGUCCACUAUCCGCAGAAAGAAUCAACUGCAACAGUGGCAGCCCUGAAGGAGACAGCGCAAACAGCCUCCCGACAGGCCUCAGCAGAGCAUCCGAAGAGGCCUACAUGGGUUUGGAUUCUGGGGAAGCCAAGGAGGAGCCCUGGGAAAGGGACACCAUCGCCCUGGAGGCACAAUGGCUGAACUUCCGACGGUUCCGCUACCAGGAGGUCGAGGGACCACAGGAAGUGUGCAGCCAGCUCUGGUACCUCUGCCACCGGUGGCUGAAGCCGGAGAGGCACACCAAGGAGCAGAUCCUGGAGCUGGUGAUUCUGGAGCAGUUCCUGGCCGUCCUGCCGCCGGAGAUGCGGAGCUGGGUCCGGGAAGGCAGGCCGGAGACCUGCUCCCAGGCGGUGGCCCUGGCAGAAGGUUUCCUGAGGAGGCAGCAAGCGGGUGAGAAAGAGGUGAGGGCAUUUCUCUCUUUUCUUUUUUGAAAUAAUUUUUAUUUGAUUUUACAAGUAUAAAGAUAUAACAAUCCAGCUAUACAUUUGUUGUUGUUUAGUCAUGUCCGACUCUUCGUGACCCCCUGGACCAGAGCACGCCAGGCACGUCUGUCUUCCACUGCCUCCCACAGUUUGGUCAAACUCAUGCUGGUAGCUUUGAGAACCCUGUACAUAUACAUAUAUGUACACUGUACAUAUACAACUAUACAACUAUACAACCAACUGUACAUAUCCAUAGUUAAAGAUUCAUUCGAAUCUCUGGACUUCCACCUUCCCCUCCCUGGGUCCUAUUGUUAACUUUUUCUACUGCAUAUUUUUCAGUAGUCCAUAUUUUAUCUGACCCCAUGGUUUCCAUAAUACUUGCUGCAUUACAAGUUUUAUUGCUAAUGUUUUUAUCUGCUGAUAGUGGUCUCCAAGGUAAAUUAUAAAUUUCCCCCAUUCUUUAUUAAAGUUUUGGUCUUCUUGGCUGCUGAACUUUCCAGUCAGUUUUGCCAUUUUGGCAUAGUCCAGCAGUUUAAUGUGCCAUUCUUCUCUGAUAGGGACUUUAUCUUCUUUCCAUCUCUGGGCUAGUAGCAUCCAUGCGCCUGUCAUCACAUACAUAAAAAGUCUUUUCUGCUCCUUUGGAAUGUCUGCAUCUAUAAAUCCUAAUAAAAAAGCCUCUGGUUCUUUUUUUUACAAAAGUUAAUUUGAGCAUUAUUUUCAUCUCAUUAUAUAUCAUUCCCCAGAAUGCUUUUAUUACCUUACAAGACCACCACAUAUGACAGAAGGUGCCUUAUUUUUCUUUACAUUUCCAGCAGAUAUUUGUACCUGCCUUAUACAUUUUUGCUUACUUACUGGGAGUCAGAUACGAGAGCAUUUAUUUCUAAGCCGACCCUGGCGGCAUUCGAACUCUGUGAUAAUACCGCAGUGUCGCCUGCUGGAUUCCCAAACAAUGUGUUGUUCUUUGUGGAAUUCUCAAAACAACGCAUUGAUGUUUGCCGGCUUCCCGAGACGCAUCUGAUGGGACACUGUGGGAAGAGAACGAUGGACUAGAUGCACCCGCCUUUUGAGUAGCUCAUCGGAGGACCAAAGGUCCACCCUUCUUUCCGGCACCCCUGCCCUUUUGCCCAGUACUUUUCCAUCCUACCCUGUUGCCUUUUUCCAGCUGCCUUGACAGGGUUGUGUCCUCCUGGUUGUUUCAGGUACUGCCUACGAAUCCCGCGGCUCCUUCAGAGGCCAGAGAGAAGCUGCCGCCUGUGGAAGUCAAAGAAGAGGGUGGCAAAGGUGGGUCCUCUUCGGGUAAGGUGGAAGUCCUUGGUUGCCUGGAGUACAGGCUUCUUCCUGUCCCGGGUCCUUAAACCUCAGCUCUGAUCUUCCCUGUCCCUAGAACAGGAGGUGCCCAUCUGAUGUCUAUGGGCGCACAAAUCUACAAAUGCUUUCUCCGGGGGCUGCAGGGUCAGCCCCGACAACUGAACUGGGGAUUGAAAGAAAUGUCCUAUUCUUCUUUGGGGAUCCCUCGUAGCUGAGUAAGAUUGUCUUCCAUGAACACGGUCUUAACAGUGAGUCCGUAAGUGACUGUGGAGGCCAAUUCUGGAUCCACACGUCCUUCCACAGUGGGGACAUAGGUUUCCGGGCGGGAGUUGAUCACAGUGAGGGUUUGCCAAGCGUGCCUUCCUCCUAGCACGUUUCUCCCUUGUGUCCUGAAUUUGAGCAUCUUCAAAGCCCAUGACACCUUUGGUAAAGGCUGUUCUAAUUUUUUAAGAUUUGCCUUUGGUUUAUCCUAUUGCAGUCAGUGCUUGAAAGGAGCUAGGCCAUACAUUUUAAGCGCUAUGAUACCUAUUUAAACUGUCAUGGCUUCCCCCCCUGCAGAGAAUUCUGGGAGCUGUGGUUUGUUAAUGGUACCGACAGUUGCUAGGAAGCACCUAUUCCCCUCCCAGAGCUACAGUUCCCAGAGUGGUAUAACUAUCAAUCCCUCCUCACAGGGAACUCUGGGAAAUGUAGCUCUGGGAGGGGAAUAGGGCUCCCCUAGAACACUCAGCAAGGGACGCGGGUGGCGCUGUGGGUAAAAGCUUCAGCGCCUAGGACUUGCCGAUCGAAAGGUUGGCAGUUCAAAUCCCCGCGGCGGGGUGCGCUCCCGUUGCUCGGUCCCAGCGCCUGCCAACCUAGCAGUUCGAAAGCACCCCCGGGUGCAAGUAGAUAAAUAGGGACCGCUUACUAGCGGGAAGGUAAACGGCGUUUCCGUGUGCUGCGCUGGCUCGCCAGAUGCAGCUUGUCACGCUGGCCACGUGACCCGGAAGUGUCUUCGGACAGCGCUGGCCCCCGGCCUCUUGAGUGAGAUGGGCGCACAACCCUAGAGUCUGUCAAGACUGGCCCGUACGGGCAGGGGUACCUUUACCUUUCCUAGAACACUCAGCACAACCACAACAAACUCCAAUUCCCAGAAUUCUUUGGAGGAAGCCAUGGCUGCUUAAAGUGCUUUGGGGGGGGGCACUGUGGUCUAAACCACUGAGCCUCUUGGGCUUACCAAUCAGAAAGUCGGUGGUUCGAAUCCCGGAGAUGGAGUGAGCUCCCAUUGCUCUGUCCCAGCUCCUGCCAACCUAGCAGUUCAAAAGCAUGCCAGUGCAAGUAGAUAAAUAGGUACCACUGCAGAGGGAAGGUAAACGUCAUUUCCAUGCGCUCUGGUGUUCCGUUGCGCCAGAAGCAGUUUAGUCAUGCUGGCCACAUGACCCGGAAAGCCAUUGUGGACAAACGCCGGCUCCCUCAGCCUGAAAGUGAGAUGAGCGCCGCAACCCCAUACAGUGGUACCUCUGGUUACAUACUUAAUUCGUUCCGGAGGUCCGUUCUUAACCUGAAACUGUUCUUAACCUGAGGUACCACUUUAGCUAAUGGGGCCUCCCCUUGCUGCUGCGCCGCCGGAGCACGAUUUCUGUUCUCAUCCUGAACCAAAGUUCUUAACCCGAGGUACUAUUUCUGGGUUAGCAGAGUCUGUAACCUGAAGCAUAUGUAACCCGAGGUACCACUGUAGUCGCCUUUGACUGGACUUAACUGUCUGGGGGUCCUUUACCGUUUUUACCUUUUUGCUUUAAAGCUAUGGUGUGAAUGUUGUCUCAGUUUUGCCCAUUGUGGAACUCAGCGGAGAGGAAGAUAGGGAGAAAUGUUGUGUAAUUCCCAGAGUAGUUCACCGAUCAAUCCCCCGUCACAGUGAACUGGGAAUUGUAGGCCCCAGAAGGAAGCCCUUAAAGAAAUAUGGCCCCUGGACUGCAAAACUUACCCCACCCUUGUGAUAAAAGUAUUUCUGCAAUCCCCGCUAUAAAUUUUGGUUUUGCCCCCGUCUCUUAUGGACUAAUACAGUGGCACCUCGGGUUACAUACGCUUCAGGUUACAGACUCUGCUAACCCAGAAAUAGCACCUUGGGUUAAGAACUGUGCUUCAGGAUGAGAAUAGAAAUUGCACGGCAGCAGCAGGAGGCCCCAUUAGCUAAAGUGGUGCUUCAGGUUAAGAAUGGACCUCCAGAACAAAUUACCGUAUUUUUUGCACCAUAACACUCACUUUUUUCCUCCUAGAAAGUAAGGGGAAAUGUCUGUGCAUGUUAUGGAGGGAAUGCCUACGUGUGGUGGGGGGGUGGGAUCUGCUGCAGUCGUGAGCAGAGGCUCCAUGGUUCCCCUUCCUUCCCUCCUACGUGGCUCACUUUGAAACAGCAAAGCGGGAGAAGAGCCGCUGAGUGGGGAGGAGAGAGGGACAGAGAACCUGCUUCUUUAAAGGAGCAAAGCGGGAGAGGAGAGGAGCCGCUUACACAAGUGUAAGCGGCUCCUGUCCGGUUGACUCCUUUAAAGCAAGCAGGUUCUCUGUCCCUCUCUCCUCCCCACUCAGCUCGCUAAAUAGCAGCAAAGUUCUUCAGCUCACUAAGCCGGGGAUGAGCGGAGAGGAGGGAGAAAAGCAGAGCCUGCUUGCUUUAAAGGAGCAAAGCGGGAGAGGAGAGGAGCCUUCUCCCUUUAUACCCCUCUUCUUCAUUAUUAGCAGCAUCCUUCUCCACACACCCCACGCGUGCUCCUUGUCCCUUGAGUGCUUUUCCUUCGGCUGGGGAGGGCGGGAUAUAAAUAAAAAAAUAAUUUAUUAUUGUUUAUUAUUAUUCCUUCCCUCCCCACUUAAAACGUAGUUACAAAGCACGGAUCCACAUGGAUCCUCAGGAUUUUUGCACUGGGUCACCCCAAAUUCACCAUCAGAUCACAUAGCAUGUCCAUGGCUACAUCUUGCACCAAAAAAAUCACGCACCCACUGUUGCCUGGGGCCGCAGUGGUGCAAAAACGUGGUUACAAAGCAUGGAUCCUCAGGAUUUUUGCAUUGGGCUACUCCAAACUCACUGUCAGAUCACAUGUCUGUGGCCACAGCAUGAACCACAAAAAUCAUACAUCCACUGUUUCGUUUAGAAUAUUUUUUUUCUUGUUUUCCUCCUCUAAAAACUACGUGCAUGUUAUGGUCGGGUGUAUGUUAUAGAGCGAAAAAUACGGUAAGUACGUAACCAGAGGUACCACUGUACAGCUUACUUUUGCCACUUACUAAGAACCAAGUUUAUCUGCAACAAUUAUAAUGUCAGCUACAACGUAAAACAGCUAUUCAAAGCAAGCUCAUAGUAUCAAGCUAUGCUAAACCCACAUUAAACCACUCCCUACCAAUUCACCGCAAACCAUUUCUCUAGAUUAUUGUUGCUUUCCUCUCCUUUAGGUGACAGCUGGCUGAAUCAGCAGGAGGGUAAGCCACAGCGGGAAAGGCCAACCCAAGUAGACCCUAAUUUGCAAUGUCAGGAUAACAAAACAGCUUUCCUGCCUUAUUCAGAGGCAGAGAUGGGAAGCCACCCGGAAGACAGUGUGAAUGAUCCUGAGAGAAACCCUGGGGAUUUUCCAAAGAUCACUCCCAAAGGCAAGAAGCAAAGGACUUGUAGCAUCUGUGGGAAGAGCUUCAGCCGCAGCACCGGCCUGAUCGCACAUCAGAGAAUCCACACCGGGGAGAAGCCAUACGAGUGCUCCGAGUGCGGGAAAACCUUCACAUUGAAGUCGAACCUGAUAGCCCACGAAAGGACUCACAACGGGCAGAAGCCGUACGAGUGCCAGCAGUGUGGGAAAAGCUUCAGCGUGAGCUCGCAGCUCAUUAAGCACAAGAGGACUCACUCGGGGGAGAAACCGUACAAAUGCGCUGAGUGCGGGCAGGCGUUCCGCCAAAGCUCGCACCUUAGAAACCACCAGAGAAUCCACACGGGAGACCGGCCGUUCAAGUGCUCAGACUGCGGGAAAAGCUUCAGCGUGAGCUCAGACCUGAUCCGGCAUGAAAUAUCGCACACGGGGGAGAAACCGUACCAGUGUCCCGACUGCGGCAAGCGCUUCUGCAACAGUUCCCAGAUUAUUACUCACCGGAGAGUCCACACAGGGGAAAAGCCGUACAAAUGCCUGGAGUGUGGGAAAAGCUUCACCGUGAGCCAGCAGCUCAGCAGGCACCAGCGAGUCCACACGGGAGAGAAGCCAUACAAAUGUCCCGAAUGCGGGAAAACCUUUGGUGUCAGCACACUCCUUACGGGACACCUGAGAAUCCACACCGGAGAAAAACCGUACGAAUGUUCGGAAUGUGGAAAAAGCUUCAGGCUGCGCUCAAACCUUAUUGCACAUCAGAAAAUACACACCGCAAGGAAAUCCUAG
This is a messenger RNA of Podarcis lilfordi (Lilford's wall lizard), 6362 nucleotides long. The record is from the annotation of a GenBank genome assembly. Lineage: Eukaryota; Metazoa; Chordata; Lepidosauria; Squamata; Lacertidae.